Molecule: messenger RNA, 1215 nt
Organism: Cylindrotheca closterium
Lineage: Eukaryota; Bacillariophyta; Bacillariophyceae; Bacillariales; Bacillariaceae
Source: the annotation of a GenBank genome assembly
AUGGACACCAAUGCCGACACUUGUUGCCUUGGCAAGAACUUUGUGAUCAUGAGUUACACACCAAGAUCAGCAGAUGUUAUGCAUACGACCCAGCAUUACCACCUACAAACGUCCCUAUUGUGUCGGGAGCAACUGCUUUUGAUUGUCCACAGACUGGUACAAAGUUUCGGAAUUCCCCUAUGGGAUAACCCUUUUGACGAAACAAGGCAUGUUGGUAUUGAAUCCAAAAAGAUAUUCAUAGCAUUAAAGGCAAAAGGCACAAAGUUACUUUUUGAUUCAAGGGCGCCAACUGAACAAGAACUUGCAACCUGUCUCCACACCGACCUGACGAGCAAGGUGCCGUGGAACCCAGGAACUGUCCAACUUGGUAAGGUCUCCGCAGCCCACGAAGACACUGAGGACCAUGUAGACGAUCCAAGAUCCAACGAGGCAGAACUGAGACACUUAGACCCCAUAAUGCAAGGGAUGAACGAAUGGCCCACCGUGCAAACGGCGAUGGCCGAUGGGGAAAGAUUCUUGAAACAAAUGGCAAGAACAGGAAACGAACGAUUUGCAGACGUGCCAGUAAGGCCAUCGUUUGUAUCCACUGAACGACAUACCAAGGCAAAGUUGACCUUGUACUUCGAUUAUAGGGCGCCAAACUUGGAUUACUCCAAAUUGAGGUCCUCUAGAGAAGACUUCCAGGCAUACUAUCGAGACGCAAAAGAGGAAAUGCCGCACAACGCACCCAAGCCAAGGGGACAAAGCGUAGGGAGUACCACAUGGGUAGAUGCUUCUCACGGUGCUAACAAGAAGACACGAAAAUCACAUACGGGUUAUGUGAUCUUCCGCAAUCGAGCUCCCAUAUUAUGGCACAGCAAAAGGCAGAACACGGUAGAAGCGAGCACUUUUGGUUCGGAGUUUAUCGCCUUGAAAGCAUGCAUUGAGGCCAUCGCACAUUUGAGAUUCAAGUUGAGGAUGUUUGGAAUCCCUUUGGAGGAUGAACCAACACACAUAUUUUGCGACAAUGAGAGCGUGGUGACGAAUGCAACAAAGGUCGAAUCGACCUUGAACAAGAAGCACAAUUCCAUAGCAUACCAUUAUACAAGAUGGAACGUGGCUGCUGGAGUUGUCGAUGUAUCAUGGACACCAGGAAUGUUAAACCUCGCUGAUGUCUUCACGAAGCGGUUGACCCUGGAAAGACGGGGACGCCUAUAUGGUGAAUGGACGUACUAG